UUUUCCUGGUUGAGUACUUGUUCAAUUUUUACUUUACGUGAUAUCGUUUCGGUUUUGUCCUACCGCUGCUAUCGCUUGCAUUACUGAUACCAAAGGAUGCGGUCGUGGGUUUUUGUGGCCGUCACACUUGCCUUUGUGGGUGCCAUUCAAGCUGCCAUCUAUCCAUGGAUUCCGCUGUCGCCUUGGUGGUUUCGAGCACCGGAUAAAGACACACCACCGGUAGUUAAUAUCCAGCAGCAGGGAGGAAACUACCAAUUGAGUAGCGUCGAAGGAAAAGCAUAUCACGCCCUGUCUCCGGCAACAGUAGUUCAGCCUCCGGUGUCUGCAGUUCACGUUCAAUCCGUUCCCUCAGCAUCGCUUCAGUAUCUCCAGAACGGGCAAGCUAUCCUAUUGAUAUCACCCCAGGUUCCACCAUCUUCCGGAGGACAGGGAGGAGCCGGCGACAGCAAUUCAGAAACCGGAACAGACAAUCCUGAAGGUGAACCGACUGAACCUAACAACGUUGCAGAUCAGGAGCCACCUAGAGAGCCUGCUCCGGUUACAGAACAGUCAGAAGAUUAUGCGACAGAGAGCUCGUAGGAAUUAAAAAUUGUGAUUUUGCAUGAUAAAAUAUAACAUUUAGUGUGUUCUGGCGAGUGUUCAUAAAAAAAAAACAAUUGAAAAAAUGUUUGUUGUUCAAGAAAUCAUACAUGAUAUGCACGUACUCCAAUAAACAGAGCCAAAUACAUUUGUAAAAUGUGGAAAUAGA
This is a messenger RNA of Aedes aegypti (yellow fever mosquito), 748 nucleotides long. RefSeq lists its product as uncharacterized. Lineage: Eukaryota; Metazoa; Arthropoda; Insecta; Diptera; Culicidae. The transcript has a single exon. The record is from RefSeq and is a predicted model, not a curated record. The coding region runs from base 97 to 579 and encodes 160 amino acids.